AAUAUCUCGGUCCUAUUAUGUCGCUCUGCAUGGAAAAACGGGGAUUGGAGCAAUCGGCGAAACAUCUCGACAACGAUCGAAUUAUUCUGCACUUUAUUCUGCCGCUUAGUGAAAUUAUCAUUGAUUUCCAUGAUGCGUUGAAAUCAAUGAGCUCUGGGUAUGCAAGUUUUGAUUACGAGGAUCAUGGAUAUGUUACAACACACCUUGUAAAGUUAUCUGUUCUUUUAAAUGGAUUAUCAAUUGAAGAAUUGAGCACCAUUGUUCAUACAUCGAGGGCAAAGGACGUCGCAAAACAUAUGGCUAGGAAACUUGGAAAAAUUAUACCCAGACAACAAUUUCUACUAGCCAUUCAAAUAGGAGUGGGAGCGAAAAUUUUAGCCAGAGAGGAUGUGAAACCAUAUAGAAAGGAUAUCACCAGUCGAUUGGUAAUCUCAUUAACAAUGAUAUUGAUGAUAGAUUUAAUGGUGAUGAACUGGACUAAUGAGGAAUAUUAG
Messenger RNA from Diachasma alloeum, 494 nucleotides. Its product is annotated as translation factor waclaw, mitochondrial-like. Gene Ontology annotation, biological process: positive regulation of translation. Lineage: Eukaryota; Metazoa; Arthropoda; Insecta; Hymenoptera; Braconidae. Gene Ontology annotation, cellular component: mitochondrion. Gene Ontology annotation, molecular function: GTP binding; mitochondrial ribosome binding. Bases 18 to 494 code for a protein of 158 amino acids. The transcript has 2 exons. The record is from RefSeq and is a predicted model, not a curated record.